Messenger RNA from Callithrix jacchus (white-tufted-ear marmoset), 2281 nucleotides. The record is from RefSeq and is a predicted model, not a curated record. NCBI's taxonomy places the organism in Eukaryota, Metazoa, Chordata, Mammalia, Primates, Cebidae.
AUGCCUUGGCACGUGCUGCUGCUGCUGCUGCUGCUGCUGCUGCUGCUGCUGGGAAUGCCUUUCCCUCCACUACUCAUCCUGCAGGACCCCUUUCUGAGACCAUCAAUUCCUUCUCUCGCCAGCACCCCCGGCCUGCCUGGAGUCCCUGUCCUGGACCUCCCCGGCCUGCCUGGAGUCCCUGUCCUGGACCUCCCCGGCCUGCCUGGAGUCCCUGUCCUGGACCUUCCCGGCCUGCCUGGAGUCCCUGUCCUGGACCUUCAAAAUUAUGAGAACGAGGAGCCUCAGCCAAGACACAGCUAGGACUGUGGGAUCAAGGGAAUGCAGCUGCUGGUGUUCCCCAGGCCAGGCCAGACUCUCCGCUUCAAGGUGGUGGAUGAAUUUGGGAACUGAUUUGAUGUGAACAACUGCCCCAUCUGCUACCAGUGGGUCACCUCCAGGCCUCAGGAGCCUGCAGUCUUCUCGGCUGAUUACAGAGGCUGCCACGUGCUGGAGAAGGAUGGGCGUUUCCACCUGAGGGUAUUCAUGGAGGCUGUGCUGCCCAAUGGUCCUGUGGAUGUAGCACAAGAUGCUACUCUGAUCUGUCCCAAACGUCCACCCUAGACUCUGGACUCCCAGCUGGCACCACCCGCCAUGUUCUCUGUCUUGACCCCACAAACCCUUCCCUUCUGCCCCACCUCUGGCCACACCUCCGCAGGCUCUGGCCAUGCCUUUCCCAGCCCACUGGACCCAGGGCACAGCUCCGCCCACUCAACCCCUGCUUUACCAUUCCCUGGACCUGGACCUGCCCUAGAAACCCUGGCUCAACCUCACUGGGGCCCCAUGGAAUGCUGGGAUGUGAACAAAUCAGAUUAUGUAGGUACCCACCUGAGGCAGGAGCAGUGCCAGGUGGCCUCGGGGCACCUCCCCUGCCUCAUGAGAGGAACUUCAAAGGAAGCCUGUAAGCAGGCUGGCUGCUGCUAUGACAACACCACAGAGGUUCCCUGUUACUAUGGCAACACAGCUACUGUCCAGUGCUUCAGAGAUGGCUACUUCAUCCUCAUGGCGUCACAAGAAAUAGCCUUGACACACAGGAUCACACUGGCCAAUGUCUGCCUGGCCUACACCCCCACCAGUUGCUCCCCAACACAGACAGAUGCUUUCGUGGUCUUCCAGUUCCCUGUCACCCACUGUGGAACCACAGUGCAGGUGGCUGGCGACCAGCUCGUCUAUGGGAACUGGCCGGUGGCCAGCAUUCACAUCUGAAAGGGGCCACAGGGUUCCAUCACGUGGGACAGCACCUUCCAGCUUCAUGUGUGCUGUGUCUUCAACGCCAGUGACUUCCUGCCCGUUCAGGCAUCCAUCUUCCCAACCCCGAUGCCUGGCCCUGUGACCCAGCCUGGCCGUGACCCAGCCUGGCCCCUGCGGCUUGAGCUACGGAUCACCCAGGAUGAGACCUUCAGCUCCUACUACGGGGAGGAUGACUAUCCCAUUGUGAGGCUGCUCCAAGAACCAGUCCAAAUGGAGGUCCAGCUUCUGCAGAGGACAGACCCCAAGCUGGUCCUGCUGCUGCACCAGUGCUGGGGUGCUCCCAGUGCCAACCCCUUCCAGCAGCCCCAGUGGCCCAUCCUGUCAGAUGGGUUAGUGCCCCCAGGCUCCCCCCACAUGCUCUGCCUCCUAUAAACAGCCCCUCUGACUUCUCUUUUCACAUGCCCUUUUGAGGGUGACAGCUACAGAACCCAAAUGGAAGCCUUGGACAGGGCCACACCUUUCCAGUCUCACUACCAGCGAUUCACUGUUGCCACCUUUGCCCUCCUGGACUCGGGCUCCCAGAGAGCCCUCUGAGGACCGGUUUGCUUCUUCUGCAGCGCCUCUGCCUGCCACAGCUCAGGGCUGAAGACUUGCUCCACCGCGUGCCGCCCUGGGACGGCAAGUGAGUCUGGGCAACAAUCCUCAGGUAAUGACACUGCCAGGCCCCAGGACAUGCUGAGCUCUCCGGGACCAGUGGGCUUUGAGGAUUCUUAUGGGCAGAAGCCCACAGAUUUCAAUGGGAACUCUAGCCUGAGGCCUCUCCUUUGGGUGGUCCUUUCACUGCCAGCGGUUUCCCUGGUCCUUGGGUUUGGUGUCUUUGUGGGCCUGAGCCAGAAGCUCUGGGAAACAACAGUGAACAGGCUCAAUAAAUAAUCCUUUCAAACCUACUGAAAGCAGUUGUGGAGAAGUUAUUCGUGACAACUAGAACAGAACUACUUCGCAUGUGAGAAACUUCCUCCAAGUCCGCCCUGUCCUUCCAGAACUGUGAUGUCAA